Molecule: messenger RNA, 3503 nt
Organism: Haliotis rubra (blacklip abalone)
Lineage: Eukaryota; Metazoa; Mollusca; Gastropoda; Lepetellida; Haliotidae
Product: adhesion G protein-coupled receptor E2-like
Exons: 2
Coding region: 2216-3472 (418 amino acids)
Biological process (GO): cell surface receptor signaling pathway; G protein-coupled receptor signaling pathway
Cellular component (GO): membrane
Molecular function (GO): G protein-coupled receptor activity
Source: RefSeq, a predicted model, not a curated record
CAGUUUGUAGAACUUUUUGUUAAUUUAACUUUAAUAAAGUAUUUAAUUGCCCAUGUCUUUCCUCUAUGUUACUUGUGAAUUUCAAAUAUUAUUGAUCAUCUGUUAGCGCCAAAUGUUGAUCAACUGAAAACGCCGACCACUCUAGGCGCAACACAUGUGGCAACUAAAUGUAGUCAACCAUGCGAGACACACUGCUAGCCUAACAUUCGUUUUGCUCACAUGAAUGCCAGCAGAUUCGCUCACAGAAACGUGACAAAUAAGCAGCAUGCAAUGCUACAGGUAAUACCCAAAACAAACUUUUGUAAGCUGGUGAAACAGUUAAUCGUUAAAAAUAAUCCAAAUAGAGUAAAGCAUCACUUAUAACAUUCCAACACGUGACUGUUCGAGUGCUAUGUCAAUGUUUUCAAUUCAUCAAACUCAUAAAUGUCAAUGUCAUGAUCACAUGCCUGCCAACAGGAUGAGUCACGCGGCUUUUUGUACAUAAAUGUUUUGCUUAGCUGUUGUAACACAGUGACGACAAUACGGAUAAAUGAAGAAGACGUGUGGAUUUUAUACAGAACUAGUGUUUACUCCUGAACAUAAGUACGAGAAUAGUAUAAUACAAUUCGCGAGAAUCUAAUAAUUGGUGACACAAUGCCAGUUGCAAAUGCUGAAAGAAUUUGGAGAAAUCAAAAUUUCAAAAUUAUACUUUUUAUGAAAUUCUUAUCUUUCUAAGCAUCAAGUUAAUGUUAAUGCAAUUUAAGUGUUCCGUGCGAUUGCAGAUUGGUUAACAGUAAAGGUGUCACGUUUCGUGCUUUCUGUUCAGAUUGGCAACACACCGUUAUUAAGAAAGUUAUUUUGAUCUUUUCUUUGGCUUGAUCUGUUGUUUGUUGUUUAGCUUCCAGACAACAAGGAUGAAACUGUAUUUCUACCUCACCGUGUUUAACAUGGUCUUAAUAAACACUCAAAAGACAAACAAUUACUCGUCGGUUGAUGUUUAUGGGCCCUACUUCACCGAUCUGCUCACCGCUGUGGAAAAUGUGUCCUUGAACGCAGUUCUUCAUACGACUACCAGCCUGUCCAUUCUCCACUGCAAUGAGUUCUGCAACGGUACAACGGUCACAAAGAUCGUAGACCGCGGGUGCUCGUCAUCCAUCCCCAUCUGCAAAACAUGUCGUUGUGAUACUGACUGUGAAGAAUAUGGCGAUUGUUGUCCAGACGAGAGUUUCAAUAUGACGAUGACAAGGGAAAAUAGACAUGUUUGUGUCAGUGGAAUAAAUAAACAAUAUUCCUUCAGUGGUUCCCACACUGGAUACUACUUAAUAACUACAUGUCCGGAUGAAUCCAAUCGCAAUAUGUCUGCUUCCCAGAUAUCAGGAGAAGACAUUUCUCCAGUGACAUCGACGACAACAAAUAUCACGUACUUGAAUGAAAUGAUCGCCGAAUGUUAUGGCGAUAAUAUUAUCAUCCGAUGGGAAAAGGAAAAUGUAUGUGACAAGUACCCAUCUCAGCCAAACAUCAACGAAAGCCCAACAGACUGUUUGACUUUUCAUCCACCAUCUGAUCCACUACCCAGAUCCUGUGACACUAAUUUCGCUGAUGAAAAGUACAUAGACUCGUGUAACCAGACAGGGUUGUGGGAUGGUUCCUUCUCUGAGAUAGCCGAGGAGCAAUGUAGACAUGGAAUCUAUUACCCAGUUGCUACGGGAAAGUACGCAUUCAAGAAUAUCUUCUGUUACGUGUGCAAUGGACUCACACCAUCUGCUUUCAAGUGUGUGCAGCAGAAUUCAGGUGGAGGGUAUUCUAUAAACUCACUCGUUUGUACACACUGUGAUCGGCAAAAGUGUAUGGAAAAUGAGUGGUAUGACUGGAUCAAGAAUGAGUGCCGUGCCAUGUUAUGUCGAUCAGGGUACUAUCUGAAGGGUGGAAAAUGUCAGUUAACAGAUGUCGGAUUGUCAAGAGUUGAGUACCAAUUUGCAGUCCUGUUUUGGCCAACUGGAAACAACACAUCCGACCCAAGACUCCAAGACUGGAAUUUCAUCGAGCCAAUGGUUGUCCGUAAUAUACCAUUAGUUGCAAAGAAGUAUAAUAUGACCUAUUACAUGUUUUCUGUUUAUAUAUACUUGUGUACAUUAACAUUGAUAAUAGUUCCAAACCUGUCAGUGUGCCAUCGUUUGGACUGACAUUGACGUUCAGGACGAACCAAACGUGUUGUCGGGAUGCGUUUGAGGAAACCAUGGUGGCGUUGUUGGGGGAUAUUUGGUCGAUGGAGUUUAAUGGUUCGGUGUUUCAGUUUAGACUCUCUCGGGAUGAUUUUUAUACUUAUGGCGUAUCAAAGAGACAGUUGUACAAGAUGCAUCCUCCCUUCACCAGUCCACAGAAGACGGAAACGUACGAUAGCUUCCCGUCGGAGCUUGUUGAAACGCCUGAAGAGUACGUUUACUUUCCUACGGUUUUGCCAAAAUGCCCAUACGUUCAUCUCCCUGGAUAUGAAUUUAAUUGGAACACUGAUUCAUCUAUCUCUCUUCAGUAUGCUGACAUAGCAAUCAAUCAUGAUAAAUUCAUUGAAAUAGACGAACACAAUUUAAUAAUAUGUGUUGACACGAUAGAAGAGGUGUAUUCCAAUUACCAAGAUCCAGUCAAUCUGGCUGAAAAUAUUUUAACGAUAGUUUUCUCUAUUCUGUCCUUGAUCUGUUUGGCCUUGACUUUCAUCACAUACUGUACGUUCCCUUCCCUUCUUACCCUACCAACGAAGAAUACGAUGUGUCUGGUCGCGUUUCUCUUCUUGGCUCAGUUGCUGCUCCUGUUUAAGGAUAUGGCUCUCCGGAAUGAAACUGCUUGCAAAAUAAUCGGCGUUCUCCUACAUUACUUGUGGCUCACAGUUAUAUUGUGGAUGAACGUCUGCUCCUAUCACAUGUUCCACGUCUUCGUCGUGGAUGCUGCAAAACCGAUUGGUACCCAAGGUCAUCGUAGUCGUCUUGUGAAAUACUGGCUCUAUGCCAAUGGAUUGUCUCUUCUCAUUGUUCUCAUUACAAUAUUUUCCAAUAUCGGCAUGUCUUCCGGAAGCCAUAUCGGCUAUGGUGUAAACACCUGCUAUCUGAGUACGUCUCUUCUCGUCGGUGUUGCUUUUGUGGUUCCUCUAAGUAUCGUCCUCGUCAUGAACAUCAUAUUCUUCAGCGUCAGUGUCUGGACAAUGGCCAAGAUCAACAAAAUGAGUGCAAGUAUAAGGGUCGACAAGAGUCAGGUGCACAUCUACAUUAAGUUAUCCACACUGACUGGGAUCUUUUGGAUCCUGGCAAUCCUUGGCGAUGUUCUCCAGCAACAAUUCCUAAUUUACAUCUCCAUCGUCCUAAACGCCGGUCAGGGGAUCUUCAUCUUUAUCUCCUAUAUGGCAAACAAGAGGGUUCUUCAACUGUGGAGAGGCAAACUUUACAAAUACGUACCUACUGCCAAAAGUCAAUCUCAAAACCAAACCAACUCUACAAAUGUUUGAGUAACGAGACAAAACGUCCUUUUUUGCCAUU